Messenger RNA from Saprolegnia parasitica CBS 223.65, 1697 nucleotides. RefSeq lists its product as hypothetical. The transcript has 8 exons. The record is from RefSeq and is a predicted model, not a curated record. Lineage: Eukaryota; Oomycota; Saprolegniomycetes; Saprolegniales; Saprolegniaceae. Bases 24 to 1697 code for a protein of 557 amino acids. Gene Ontology annotation, molecular function: protein binding.
UGCCACGUUGGAAGUUGGGCAGCAUGGACAGCGACGACGAGGUUGACGCGUUUGCCGCGCUCCUCGAGACUGACGACGGUGUGCGCACGCUCCUGCGCUACAUCCAAGCGCCAGAUAACGAGGCCGACGACGCGGGCAACGCGCUCGCGCUCUUCUCUGACCACGCCGCCGACGACCGCAUCGCACGCCUCGUGCACGACGCCAAGCUCGUCGAUACAUUGCUGUGCCACGCGAGCCUUGGCGACGUCGAGGACGACUUGCACCUGCCCAUCUGGCGGUGCUUGGCCGCCUGGGCCCACGGCGCCGCGCCGCUCCUCGUGCAGCAGGCGUUCGCACUGCGCCACGCGUCGCUGUCGACCACCUCUCUGGUGAGUGCGACGUUGACAUCGCUCGUCGCGUCCAUGGCCCAAGACCUGCAGCCGCGCGCAGACGAACUCUUUUGCGGGCUCGUUGACGCCGAUGCAAAUGGCUUUUGCGAUCUCCUCAAGCAGUACUACGUCUUUGGUGGCAACACUGGCAUCCUCGACUUGGUCCGGCGCGUGCUCUCGACCAAAGCCGAAGCCAAGGCCCUCUGCAGCAGCGGACUCCUCCGGCUCUGGGGACGCGAGUGGCAUCAAGAGCACGACGCGGCCUUUGGCGCUGCGUGGACUGCGCUGCUGUCGCAUCUCUUGCAUGUCCUGCACCCCGCACGCCCCGUGCUCUACGCUGGCAGCGACAGAGACAGUCAAUGGGCAAGCGCCUUUCUCGCCUUGGCACUGAGCCCGCUCAAGUGUGUGUGGAUGGAGAUGGCACCGCUUGUGCUCGAUGCGCUGACGUCCAUCGUGGCACCGGCACUGCGCGCUCACCCGCACUGCCACGGCGUCGCGCGCUGGCUCUUGUCCAAACACGAAGCCAUUCCUUUGGCGAUGGCACGCGCCGAGCUCGAGGCCAUCGCGGUCGACUGCGAACGUGCCAACCAUGUGGCACUGCCGACGCUAGAGAUUGGCCUCACACUCACGGAGGCCCUCGCGACGGCCACGUCGCUAAAGGCCACCGGCAACCGCUGGUUUCGCAUGGGCAACCAUGUGGCCGCCCGACAGUUUUACCGCCUCGGUCUCUCGACGCUCAAGGUGGCGGCGGCGACGGCGCGUCAGGCGCUCACCACGCCGACGACGACGGCCGCCUUGCCGAUUGGCGCUUGCAUUGAAGUGGCGUGGAUGGACCAAAGCGCUCUGCCUCAUCCGUCCGACGUCGAUGGCCCGACCCGCGUCGAAGUCAUCUAUGACGCGUCGGGUGACGACGAUGUCGUGGCGCUCUCGCGUUGCCGUCUCUGCCUCUCGCUCUCCGAUCAAAGCGCGCUGAGCGUCCUGCAAGUCGCCCUCUGCAUGAACUUGGCCAAGAGCCUGUCGCAUUUGCGCAUGGUGGACGAGGCCAUCGAGUGUCUUACUUUUGGUCUCCAGCUCUUGCCCGACCACUUGCCCGCCUUGUACCUGCGAGGACUGCUCCAUUUGCAAACCAUGCAGCUCAAGCAUGCCAGAGACGACUUUUUCCGCGCCAACAAGAUGGCGGCGGAGCGCAAAGACAAGCCGACUCAAGUGCAGAUCCACAAGGCGUGGAAGCGCCUCCAAGUGCUCACGACGCAGCGCAAGAAGGCCGACAAGAAGCUCAUCAAGGAGAUGAUGGCCUACCUCGACACGCUUGCGAUUGACGGCGAGUAG